AUGUCUUCGACCGAACAUUACCCUGGCUACUCUGCUCUUCUCUCUUAUCUUAAUGAGCGCGAACAUGUAAACUGGUCGUACUACGAGUUUUUGACUCUUAACUGUGAUGUCAUUAUAUCUUUGUCAUCGAAUACAGAAAAUUGGAAUGGCCUAGAUGGUGCAUGGACAUACAGAUUUCUAAAAGAAGCAGAAGCGAUGCUUAAGCCAAAAGACUUUGAAACUUUAAAGGUCAAGGGAGCUCCUGUCAGUUCACGCGCUGACUCAGGAGUAUCAGUUCACGUGCUGGCCCAAGUGGAUUCCGAACAUUCAAAACAUGGAUUAAAGACCUAUUGGGAAAACGUUAUCCAUGAACAGAAAAAAUUGAAAGUGAAACGCACCCACAUUCUUGGGAGUCUUGACCUCCUAGAUGAAGCCGGUAAACAUAAUGUCAAAGAUCUCUCUGAAGGGCUUUCAGAUUCUUUCCCUGUUGCAUCCAAGCAUGCACUUGAGAGUACGAACUUAAUUUCUCCUCAAGAGAAUAAGAAGAUUAAAAAUGGUGAAAAUGAAGUGUCAGUUGAAGAAGAUAUCUCUCAAGAGGACGUGUUGAACUCAGUUACUGAAACCUCCAAUAUCUUUAGAGAAGUUGAAUUCCCGGGGUAUUACGAUAAGCUCAAAAAAAUAUGGAGUACCCGUGAAGCAGGAUCAAAUUAUUAUGUAAUUGAUCUGAAAAAUAAAGAAGUUUUAAAAGAGGUACAUAAUCUUUUAGAUGAUGAAGAAUUAAAAUCGUUAUUUGAUAGAUUGGCUUUGGAAGACGAGAACAAAUAUAUAAUUGAGAAAAAAUUUAUCGAAACCAAAGACGAAGUCAUUUCCAAGAUGGAAAAAGUGAAGCAUUUCGAGCCAUCUAAGUACAAUUAUAAGGAUGGAUGGAAUUGUCAAAAACACAACCGAAAGAUCAUGGAAUUAUUUGAAAGGCCAAACCAAAUUCCCUUAUUCGUACUUGAAGUCUCUGGUGAACCUAGUAAUCCAGAUCCUGAUAAAUUUGAAGAUGAUAGACAAAAGUUAAUGAAGGAAGGCGUAUUUGCGCUAAAUAAAUUCAUUAUUAGAACUGGCCUUCCAACAUAUGAGGUUUGUAAAACUUUGGGAGUUUUUCUUGCUCAAGGAUUUGAAGAUAAGCUUGAAAUCGGACAAAUAAUUUACAUUGGACCUGGUCUAUAUUUAUUUUCACCCUUUACGGAUCCAAAUCUUAUCAUCCCAACUUCUCCCUUUAAUUUAGAACAUGCAUCCAGAUUAAUUCGCACACUCCUUUGUUUGCGAUAUAAUGCCAUUAAAAAGAUCAAAAGUUUUCGAAAAUUCGAAAAAAAGUGCCAACGAUACAUUUUAAAUCCAAUAUCGAAAUAUGCUACCGGAUUUACACCAGACCGGCCUCAAACUGUGACGUUUUCCGAAUUUCUGCCCAAGGAAGAGACGUCUGGCAAG
Molecule: messenger RNA, 1455 nt
Organism: Acaulospora morrowiae
Lineage: Eukaryota; Fungi; Glomeromycota; Glomeromycetes; Diversisporales; Acaulosporaceae
Source: the annotation of a GenBank genome assembly